Zalophus californianus (California sea lion) is the source of this 6871-nucleotide messenger RNA. RefSeq names its product ST6 N-acetylgalactosaminide alpha-2,6-sialyltransferase 5 (gene ST6GALNAC5). Lineage: Eukaryota; Metazoa; Chordata; Mammalia; Carnivora; Otariidae. Gene Ontology annotation, molecular function: alpha-N-acetylgalactosaminide alpha-2,6-sialyltransferase activity. Gene Ontology annotation, biological process: oligosaccharide metabolic process; ganglioside biosynthetic process. The record is from RefSeq and is a predicted model, not a curated record. Bases 243 to 1229 code for a protein of 328 amino acids. The transcript is spliced from 5 exons.
AGGCGGCAGUUGUGUAGAUCACUGAGAGACUACGAGGGUCCGGUUCAGUUUUAAUUCUGUCUCUAAUCUCUGCAACAGCCGCGUUUCCUGGGUCCCGCGGCUCUCCUACCCACUCAGCCGCGGCCAGCGGCCGGGCGAAAAUCAGAGCCGCCCGCCCCCCAUCACCCACCAUGGAAACCUUCCAAGAAAAAGUGGCUCCGGACGCGUGUGCCUGAGGAUUCCUCACAAAAGAGGUGCCCAAAAUGAAGACCCUGAUGCGCCAUGGUCUGGCUGUGUGUUUGGCGCUCACCACCAUGUGCACCAGCUUGUUGCUCGUGUACAGCAGCCUCGGCGGCCAGAAGGAGCGGCCCCCGCAGCAGCAGCAGGCAGCGGCGACCGGCAGCGCGCAGCCGUCGGCGGAGAGCAGCCCCCCCUCGAGGCCCCGGGCCCCCGCGGGACCGCAGCCGCUGGACGGAUACCUCGGCGUGAGGGACCACAAGCCCCUAAAAAUGCACUGCAGGGAUUGUGCCCUGGUGACCAGCUCCGGGCACCUGCUGCGUAGCCGGCAAGGCCCCCAGAUCGACCAGACCGAGUGCGUCAUCCGCAUGAAUGACGCCCCGACGCGCGGCUACGGGCGCGACGUGGGCAAUCGCACCAGCCUGAGGGUCAUUGCGCAUUCCAGCAUCCAGAGGAUCCUCCGCAACCGCCACGACCUGCUCAACGUGAGCCAGGGCACCGUGUUCAUCUUCUGGGGCCCCAGCAGCUACAUGCGCAGGGACGGCAAGGGCCAGGUCUACAACAACCUGCAACUCCUGAGCCAGGUGCUGCCACGGCUGAAGGCCUUCAUGACCACGCGCCACAAGAUGCUGCAGUUCGAUGAGCUCUUCAAGCAGGAGACUGGCAAAGACAGGAAGAUCUCUAACACUUGGCUCAGCACUGGCUGGUUCACAAUGACAAUUGCACUGGAGCUCUGUGACAGGAUCAAUGUUUAUGGCAUGGUGCCCCCAGACUUCUGCAGGGAUCCCAAUCACCCUUCAGUACCUUAUCACUAUUAUGAACCGUUUGGACCUGACGAAUGUACAAUGUACCUCUCGCACGAGCGAGGACGGAAGGGCAGUCAUCAUCGCUUCAUCACGGAGAAACGUGUCUUUAAGAACUGGGCACGGACAUUCAACAUUCACUUUUUUCAACCAGACUGGAAACCAGAAUCACUCGCUCUAAAGUCUCCGGAGAAUAAACCUGUGUUCUGAUCAGUGAGGGUGCCAGACCAAAAUCCCAAGUACCUACGGUAUCAGACGCCGGGGCACUGAACUUCCGGAGCCAGCAGACACAAAAGGGGGACAGAAUCGGGAGAGGAAACUCAAUAAGCAGUAUGUACAGAUGCCUCAGAGGCGUGACUCCCAAGCAGUGCAGUUGGUCUGUAAGGAGAAAAUGCCAGAAUUAAUAGGUCCUCAUGAGUGUCAUCCCUUGCAAAAGGGGUUACCUUAGGAGCGAAACACCCAUGUCAGUGAUGCUGCCGUGGCUAAAGAACAUUCUGGAUCUCUUUAUUGCCUUCAAAACUGAAACACGAGCAACUCAACCAUGUUAGUUGUGUUCCUUUGUAGAAAUGCCAAUUGAAGGAUGUUUUUCUAUCAAGUUGUUGUAUCCUAACCUGAUCUAUAAUCUUUGUCAUCUGUUGGGCUCUGUAUGUGUGAUUUGUAAAGAGCAGUCUGAAAGUAUGGACAUGAUUUCUGAAGAGCACAUCUCCACUGACUUUCAUAAAGCAAAUGCCCAAUAUUUAUUUAUUAAGAGUUUUUUAGUGUAACUCUAGGCCAGUAUUUUUAUAGAUGAUGAUUAUGUGGUAAUUUUUCCUUCUUAACUCUUUAACACUGAGUGAUGGUUGGAAGACACCUAGAAUGGGACUGGUGAGUGACUGGCUUCACGACGCUCAUUGUUAGCAUGCGGUGGGCUUGGAAAGGUCGUGUUGUGUGUUUCGAACGUUUAGGCUUCAAGAAGAACUGUGACAUUUUCUAACGUAAAGAAAUUCUCCAAAUGACAAAACUGAAAAAGAUACAAAUGUAGGGACCCGAAGGGGUACGUGUACCCCAAUGUUUAUAGCAGAAAACCAAAAACUGUGUUAUUACAACAAAAAGAUACUAACGAAAGAAACUUAAAGAUAGUUGUCUUUAGUAAUAGUUGGUGUAGGUUACUUGGCAUAAAUCCGAGUUUCCUCGUCUUAGAAUGAUGUCCCUGUACCAGAUGGCCGCCUAAGUUUCCUUCCAAAUCUAAAAUUCUGUAAGCCUCUCAUUGACCCAUUUGAGGACCUUGCACUUGGAAUGAUAUGGUUUCUACAGUAGCAAAAGCCUGAUUUUAGGGUUUUUUUUUAUUCUCCUACCAUCUAUCUCCCUCUGUGGUUAAGGACAUAACUUCCUCACUGGCUACUGUCUACCCCCUGCUUCUCUGUGUUUCUUGCACCUAAAAAGGUGUGGGGGGGGGCAAAAAAAAAAAAAAAAAACUAAGAGAGAGAGGACCUCUGUGGUAUUCCCUGGCUAUAGGAACAAGGAACAUCCUUUCUCUGAGUCUGUGAGAAGGAGAACAGAACACAAGGAGAUUCCCUAUCAUAUGACUCAUUUAUCCUGUGAACUAUUCAGAUUCACUCCUUGCAAGUCACAGCCGUUCCCUGGUCUGGAGGAGUCUGAAGGACUUAUUUUAUUCAGAGCCAAGAUAGCAGUAUGAAGGACCUUCAUUUAAGCAAGUGAAAUUCUUCAAAAAUAGUCUUUUAAAUAUACCAGUGUUUUUUUUCCCACACGACUUAGAAGGCAUGCAUUUUUUUUUCCCAAUGCCCAAAUCGAAGGCACCAGCAAGUAUUACAUAUGGAGACUGACAUUGUUUUACAGAACAUGACCUGACCUGUGAUUAAAGGUUUUUCACAUUGCCACUUCCUUUUCCUUUCCUUAAUUAGUACUAAGAUUCCAUUCCCUUGCACUAACUAGUACUACUAAUUAUAUGGGGUACUGUGGUUGGGGUGCAAACACAGUCCGGAUGAUUAUAUGGCAGAAACAAAGUUGGGAUUAUUGUGGUGUAGCUUGAGCUGUUAAAUUGUACAAUUGAAAUGUAUGUGCUCUCUUUAAACUUUAUCAUAGUUUUUAAAGAGACUGUAGAAUUUUAUUCCAGCACCAUCUCUUCUGCAGCAUGUACUCUGGACACACAAUACUUUGUGUGACGUAUGAAAGAGUAUGAAUUUCAUGUGAUGGAUUUAUAGGCCACCUUUACCAUCACUUGAAGACAUUACAUUGUUCAGAUGUAAGUAGCUCCUUUAACAAGUUUUAUUUUUAUGGAAAUUUGGAAAAGUGUAAUUGGGACAUGCAAGAAUGUAGCUGUAUUACCUAAUCUAAUAAUAUCUCAAAUGUCUAUGUUGUCUUUAGGUUUUAGGAUUUGGUUUUUGUUUUGUUUUGUUUUUUUAAAAAGACCAUAUGAUAACUCCAUCUUUUUUGUAACUUCUUCCUCCUUCCCAAAUACUCAAGAGUGUAAAGCAACCAAAUUCUGAAAUCCUUAGCUUCACUGAGAAAUAGCUUAAAUCUAAAUGUAGCUAACAUAUGGGAGUAUAGGAAUUUAUAUUUUUAAAAAUAUGGUAUAAAUAGGUAUGAGACCAAUCACUUGGGCGGUGGUUUUUAUUAUAACAUUUCAAGAAAAUGCCUAGAAUUCUGAAUAGAUUGUGCCAAUGGAGCUGGCUGUGGGCAACUGAAUUCUUAUCUUGCCACUAUCAUCUCCUGACUCUCCAUCUCAACACCAUCCAACACCAUUAAACAUGGUGUUAUAAAAGAUAUAUAUCUGAUAUAAAAGAUGGUGAUAGAACCACGUUUACAGACCUCAGUGAUUUCAAUAUCCAAUUGUAUUGGGAGACUUAGUCAUACUCGUUAUGUUAGACACCUGUUUCUUCUUUCCCAGCUGUGUCAUCACAGCUACCUCCUAGGUUUUACCUACCACAAAAGCUACCUCCUAGCUUUUAAGACCCCAGUAAUACAAAGCCACAGCUGGUCAAUCCAUGGCCUGUGUGAUUUCAACGCAAGAACAUUUGGCAGAGGCCAUUAUAACAGAUAGCCAUUAUGGGCAAAGAUACAGGAAUUCACAAACAAAAUCAAUCACUUCAAAUGGCCCAUAAAAAGAAGAAUCUUACAUUUAAUAUUCUACAGUAAAUAUUCACCCAAGAAAGCGUACAUUAAAAGAACAUUAGGAGGUAAAUACUCAGUGUGCUGUGCGGGGACUUUGCUGUGUGAUUUCUAUUAUGGUUAAUGGGUGUUUGGUAACUAAGUCCCUGUGCUUCACUAACCCUGGGAUGUGCUCCUAAGGGCUAGACAUAAAACCAGAGUGAUUCAGGAACUCCCAAGGUCCUAAGAUUUCAGAGUGAGAGCUUUUCUUCAAAAAAAUAAAUGAAAGCAAAACACAAAAUACUGUACCUGAAAGAGAGAUUUGUGUGUGGUCUCUCGGAAUCCUGACAUUACUGUCAGGUACAUGCAUCAGAUUCCAAACAACACCUCUCAGGGACAGAUUGCCUUUGUUUCCUGAAAUAUUCUCCAUUACCGAUCUAUUUUAAUUACAUUAAAAUCGAAGGACAUAACCUUAUUUUGAAGUAAAAACUCACCUCAAAAGUUAGAAUUAUUGAUUUGGAAACGAAAUGAAUGCUAAGUAAAAGUGAAAGGAACAAACUGGAAUUUUGUCAGAAUUCAUAGUCUUAUGUGAACAUAUCCAUACCUGUUUAAUACCCACCCAAAUAAUUGCCCGUAUGUAGGAAUGACCUCAUUUCGGAAAUAUACCCUGAAUUCCGCUGGGGUGGUGAUUGAGACUGUUAAUUUAGACUUACUCGGAGAUUCCUCUUCUCUCUGCAGUGUUAGGGCAUGAGGGGAACACUCCUACUUAUUUCGUACCUGAGCCAGUUCUUCCUUCCAUCUUCACUGCUUCUCUCUGGAACCUCAAUCCCAUCCUUCUGCCAUCAUUUUCUCCUGAUUGCCUUCUUUUGUCUACCCUGGGCUCUUCGACCAGCGGUCUUUGGAGGCUGUUAAGGUCUUCCUUGUAGGUUUUUAAACUAGAGACCUACCCGGGGAACACGUUUGGGGUGGACCCUGCCAGGCAAUGAGCGUAGUGGGCGGGGGGACUACAUUUGGCUCUAGGACUAGCUUCUUCAGAAGUGCCGUCCUGGUUCACCCCAGGCUGGGGGAAGGGGUGGGGGGAGCUCCAAGACAGACUGUCAGUGCUAAAGCUAGGACAAGUCCUGGGCAAACGGGGACAGUGGGUCACCCUACUGAAAAGCCACCUCAAAGAGAACUAUAACACUGAGGCACUGGGGGGAAAAGUGAAUCCACUGCCCAGGUUCUAGCACAUGCCAGAAGAUACUUUGGAGUGGAGAGAGGUGAGAGAGUGUCUGUGGGCUUGAAGAUGAAUAGGAACAAGCCACUCGUCCCCACCUACUCAGGGCACUGAGCCACCACAGAAAAGCAAAAAAAGGCUGCGAUCCUGUUUGUUUUUACUCAGUGCCCUAAUAUUCUAUUCUACCUUGGAUUGUUCUCGUCUCUUUAUGUAUUUGUCCUAUUAGUCUAAUUAGACUGUAAGCUCUUUGAGAGCAGGGACUGUUUCUCCUUUGUCUUUGUAGCCCCGAGUCUAGUUCAGUGCCUUGCACACAAUAGGCGCCCAGUAAAUGUCUGUUGUUGAUGAUGACCUCUUAAUGGUGGCCCACUGGAUUGGUAACCGGUAGGUAUUCUUCCAUUUGAGAAGUGCAGGAGACAGAAUAGGUGAUGAAGUAGUUAAAUUUUAAGUGGGUUUUUAUAGGGUCAGUCCUCAAACCUAUAAUGUUUUUAAUCAACAGAACUGACCUGGAUUUGGGUAGGAUAAUGUAGCUGAAUUCACUAGGUUUGUUAAUGUUGGCUGUACUGAACACACAAAGUGAAGUUCAGCAAGCUUUGUGUUCUCACUGGUAGCGAGCUGCUCUUAGCACAAGUUAAAUUUAAUAUUGACAAAUGCUAUAACACAUGUAGAAGCAGCCCAGGCUCUGACUCCUCUGGUUCAACUACAAAAGGGAGGCUAAGAUGAGAUGAGUUCUAGCCUAUCUUAAACUUGACAGCUUCCCAAAGCUGCUGGGAAUUCCAACUGGUGACUUCUGAGGGUCUAUAACAAUUAAGUAUGCGUUUAUCUUAAAAUCAAAAUGAAACAAACAAAAACCCCCAAAACCCUUUUGUUUCCAUGAAGCAGAUCCCAAAUGCUUUCAUCCCUCCCAGAACGUGAGGGGAAAGGAGAACUCUUGGGAGAAGUUGCCCUCAGGUGGAGCACCCCGGUCACCAUCUUGAGUCCCUAACUGGCCAGCAUCUGGUGUCCAAUUACCUCCUGGUUACAAGACAGGGCAAGGCGGAAUCAAGUCAGUAAAGGUGAGCCAGCGGCUGACGGGGGCCUCCACAAGGAACCAUAAUCAUUACCUUCUUGAACAUGUGGACGCUCUGGAAUCCUUUUUUUUCAUUGCCUAUUCUUCCACAUAUUUAUUUGUAUGGUCUCAGUUUCAUUUUGAAAAGCAUAGAAAAAGGGCUAGGACACUACAUGAAACAGAGAAUGCUUCUUUCUGAACGGACAGGAUUAUAGAUCUUCCCACAUUUUCAAAAAUUUUAUUGUAAUCACAAAAUAUUAUUUCAUAAAAUAUUAGCAAAGAUGUAAUAGGAUUUCAAACAGAAUCCCAACUGAGAUGUUGGAGAAUCUGGUAAAUGCCACAUCUAACUACACUUAAAAGAAUGUCUUUGCUAUAUACAUAAAUCAUCCCAAGUGUCAGCAUCUUUACUGCUUUACCAUGAGACUAGUCCUUCAAUUUAAUUUUAUAUUUUUUAAAGAUUUUAUUUAUUUAUUUGACAGAGAGACACACAGCGAGAGAGGGAAC